AUGGCAAACAAUUCACACCACUGGCCCGCGACGCCUUCGCAAGGAAUCCCCGUUUCUUCCCUCCUCUCGCCCCCAGAGAUGAAGCGCUCCGAGUCAUUCGGAUCGCUCGCACACUCAAAUUCCGCCACGUCGUUUGGGUCGUUCGCCUCUAUGGACUCGCAGCAAUCCAAGCCGCCUUCAGUGCUUCCCUGGAAUACCUUCCCCACAAAAUCCAACACCACCGCCACAUACGCUCUGGCCUCGCCGCCCAUUUCCCCUUACGAGACCUGCAUGGAAAACGAAAACACGGACAGAAUGGAGGUGGAUGGUGUACGAGACCCGCCGCUCUUCCGUCGCAGCGAGACUGUCAGCUCAAUUGCCGGCGACGAGCCACUGUUCCCUCAGGAACAGGUGGACACGACCUCUCAAGACCUCAUCACGAAGCACAUGAACUCCUCCAAAUUUGCUGCGCUCAAGCACAAGCCUGCCCGCGAAGACUACGAACUCGCCGUUACCUUCGUUUCGAACGUCCACGACCUAUACCGCAAGGACCCCCGGGCUUGGUUCCUGCAAGAGCGAAAGUUUGAUGAGCAAAUCAGCCAGAAAAGAGCUGGCGUGCACAAGAGGGAGCCGCUGAAGAAGUUGGCACCGGCUCCGUCGUCGAGGUCUCAGGCUAAACUGCCCAAGGUCGGCAUCCCACGCCUCCCUCGCUCUCCCCGUGCUCCACGCGUCCAGAAACGCACUCCCAAAGCCCAGGUCUAUGACUCCUUCUCCGAAGCGGGUCCCAGCUCGGUCUCCCCGAAACCUGCACGCCCGGCUGGAACUCGUGAUGACACAGACUACAACUCGCUCCCGGAUUACUCGCCGCCUCUCAGCACGCUCGGCACAGGCAACAGUAGUGCCCUUAAAACGGAGUGGAAAGGCUCUGCUCUCAAGCUCCAUGAUGAUCCCGACCGUCACCUGCUACACGAGGCUGAGAUCCCUCUUGCUGGCACACUUCGCCUGUCUUGUGCCACCUAUCUUUGCAGCAAACGCCGCAUCUUCCAAGCUCGCAUUGAAGCCCUGAAGAUCGGCAAGGAAUUCCGCAAGACUGACGCCCAGCAAGCCUGCAAGAUCGAUGUCAACAAGGCCUCAAAGCUCUGGGCGGUUUACGACAAGGUUGGCUGGUUUGACCCCAAGUAUUUCGUCCGCUUCGUCUAA
Molecule: messenger RNA, 1179 nt
Organism: Paraphaeosphaeria sporulosa
Lineage: Eukaryota; Fungi; Ascomycota; Dothideomycetes; Pleosporales; Didymosphaeriaceae
Exons: 1
Coding region: 1-1179 (392 amino acids)
Molecular function (GO): protein binding
Source: RefSeq, a predicted model, not a curated record